GUUGUGACAACUAUACUUAGUGUUCGUGAUAACGGCAUAAGCAUCAAGCUUCGACUGUUCGACAUACCGCAGGAGGAAGACUGAAUUUCACGUACCUGGGAAAACGUCAUUUUCCGAAGUAUUUGGGUAACUAUUUAAACAGCGGAGAAAUGGUUAUUCAGGGAGUGAUCUUUAUAUUCCUGUUGUUCAACUGCACGGCUGUCUUAACAUCAACAAAUGUGACAGCGAAUAGUUUGAAUACGUCGACGCCAUAUAUGCCUGCUCCAUCAACGAGUUUCAUAGAAACAGCAGAGGAUAAUAAAACUUAUGUAAACCCAGUGAUUUCUAGUACUUUCUACGCUCAGCCCAAACGGCCCAAUGGAACUCAUGGAAUUCCUACUCAACCUAUGACUUCCUCUAUGGUUAUUACCACAAGCAGAAAGGUUAUUACAUCACCCAUGCCUUCUCCAUCAACGUUUUCAACGAGUUUUAUAGGAACAGCAGUGGAUGAUGAAACGACAUCCAUGGUUAUCACCACAGCAAUGGAUCUUAAUACUUCCAUUAUCUCCACGAGUUCCAAUAAUAUUCUGAUUUCUGGUUCUGUGACAGUAAACGUGUCUACGUCUAGUACUUUUUACUCUAAAGGAAAUAGUACUCGUGCCAUUCCUACACAAGCUUCCUCCACGGUCAUUACAACACCCAAAAAAGAAGUGUUAGUUAUCGAGGCUUCUUUAAAUUAUACCAACGAAUCUUUCCAUGUCGAUCUCAACGAUAAACAAAGCUUGGAAUUCUUAACGAUGAAGAAAAGAGUGGUGAAAGACGUUGAAACCGCGUAUAGAGCUUCAGGAAAUCUUCUUUCGGUGGCUAUUAUUAAAUUCAAACCUGGAAGUAUUGUGUGUGUUGCACGGCUGUAUUUUCAAAAUUCAAAAAGUGCAGAUUUACGUAAAUUAAAGAAUAUUCUCGAUGAUUAUGGGACAAAUACUAGUCAAUUUAAAGUUUUGGCAUUCGAAUCGUAUAAUGAAAUUGAUGAGGAGGAUGAUGAUGACGAUGUUAUACUGGGAUUAAAUUGGUGGCAGAUUGGAGUAAUUAUUGCGGGAAUUGUUGUGUUUAUUCUUAUAAUCAUUAUCAUUGUUUUGUGUUGCAAAAUUUCAAGAAAUAAAAAAAAGAAACAAAAACACCAGUUCUACGAAGAGCCGUCAUAUGUUGUUGCCAGAAACCUUUAUGAUGCAGUUAAUGAAAAUGAGGAGAUGAAAGUUCUGCCGGACACAAAGCCAACUGUGGUGGCCGGUGAAGGUACAAGGUCGGUGGAUGGAAGUGGUGGUCCCAAGUCUGGACAACAGGAAAUAAGUAUGCACUCCUCCCCCUCUUUCACUGAUGGGACCAAAGCCAAGGGCAGCCCCGUGAACGAAGCAACAUCAGAAGUUGGAAAGGAGAAUCCUGGAACAGACGUCACUGAUCACGUCACUACUGAUCACGUCACUACUGAUCACGUCACUACUGAUCACGUCACUGAUCACGUCACUGAUCACGCCACUGAGACCAAUGCAGCUUCUGGUUCAGAAGAGCUAGGCGUAGUCAAUGUGUAAUAUAAUCUUCUAGACAGCACUUUUUACUUUGUAAUCUCUUUAAUACUUAUAUUAAUAGCGCAAAGCAUAGAGAAACAAUAACAUAAAUUUGACCAUAGAAAAAUCAGGUGAUUCAUAACCAUUGAACUAUUAAGCAAUCUUUUAAGAUAUAUAAUUGCGCACUCCAUAAUUUCACUAUAUAUGUAAAGUUUUCGAAUUCUAGAUCGUGGAAAUCUUCUUUAUUAGUUUCAUAUGAUUGACUAAGCUUUAACUGAAUAAUGAUAUAAGUUAGGACACUUCUUUCCUUGCAAUGUCAAGAAUUGCAGACUGGUAGCUUCGUUCCAUCUAAAUCUGUUCACUGCCCCAGGUGAAAUGAAUCUAUGAAACUAAAUAUGAUGCCGAUAUAUGAACUUCCAUCGUUAACAUUUUAUUUAUCCUGAUGGCAUUAAUCAUUGAUUGAAACUUAAGCUACUAUAAACAAAUCUCAUUGA
Molecule: messenger RNA, 2035 nt
Organism: Dendronephthya gigantea
Lineage: Eukaryota; Metazoa; Cnidaria; Anthozoa; Malacalcyonacea; Nephtheidae
Exons: 4
Coding region: 150-1565 (471 amino acids)
Source: RefSeq, a predicted model, not a curated record